UUUUAAUUAAUUUUGUUUCAGGGAUUGGGAGUGAAAGCCCUAAAAGGUUUGUGAAGAGAUGCAAAAUCCUCCCAAAAUAAAUUUCAAUCGAUAUCUGAAAGAAAGGUAUGGGCCUUUUUCUAUUUCAAGUUUUAGAAAAUUGGAAGAAUUGUACAAAAAACUAUCCCACACAGAAAACAGUCUCACCUUCAUGUGUAGAUGCAGAGAUAAUAGAUUGAUUCCAAAAUUCCUGAGAAUUAGGCUACCAUUUCGGAGUAAUGGUUCGGAAAAGAUUAAAAACAGGUUCGGUUAUGCGUUGGUAAGAGAAAGAAUAAAUUUUCUCAGAUAUAAUAAGAGAUUGGGAGUGAAAGCCCUAAAAGGUUUGUGAAGAGAUGCAAAAUCCUC
Coccinella septempunctata (seven-spotted ladybird) is the source of this 384-nucleotide messenger RNA. RefSeq lists its product as uncharacterized. The record is from RefSeq and is a predicted model, not a curated record. NCBI's taxonomy places the organism in Eukaryota, Metazoa, Arthropoda, Insecta, Coleoptera, Coccinellidae. The coding region runs from base 59 to 367 and encodes 102 amino acids. The transcript has 2 exons.